UCCGACGCUUUGGGCCCUUUAACACUAUGGGCUCAAGCCCCGGUAAGACCCUUCGGUAAAACGGCCCUGCAUGCAAUUAUUUUUGUAGGCGUAGCCUACAGUGCUGAACAGUCAACCGUAGUAUUGCAUUAAGUAAUACGUUAAACUGGAACAGACGAUGUUCUGCAUUCCUGGAGUCUAACCAGAUGUUCCUUUUUUACGAACUGGGUAAAACUUUGUAAGCGAAGUCGUGUGCGUGAGACUAGAGCGCCCUCCCCUACCGUUCCGUACAUUAUGUUUCCAGACCGCAUAUAGUAUUCUGCGGAUUUAGGACUACGUAGCCUACAACAAGAAACUUUCUCCGCUGGUUACGCUCUCGACCGUUAGAGGCUUGUCUGUGCGUCUCCUCAGCAGUGCAGACACCAUGGAACCCACAGCUUCAGACACCCUGGCUAGUGGGGAGGAGAAACCUGAGACCGUCAGGGGGCGUGGCCGCGGGAUGAAGGACAGGGGAAAGUGGGCCAAUAAAACGGAGUUCCGCCUGGCAAUGGCUGGAGCCGUAAUUGGGCUGAACAACAUCUGGCGCUUCCCCUACGUCGUCUACUUGUGCGGAGGAGGUGUGUUCCUUGUCCUCUACCUGCUGUCCCUGUUUUUCUGCGGGAUGCCCGUGCUUUUCCUGGAGACGGCUAUCGGGCAGUUCACCAGCGAGGGUCCUUUCACCGCCUGGAGGAAGAUGUGCCCCAUAUUUCAGGGCAUUGGAAUUGCUUCUCAAGUCAUUGUGUUAUGUCACAGUGUCACUAACGUCGUCAUUUUGGCCUGGACCCUUUUCUACCUCUACAACUCCUUUACAAACCCCUUACCGUGGUCCAGCUGCAAAAACGUCUGGAACACAGCUGGUUGUUGGAACCAAAGCACCAGUGCUGAUUGGUCAUACUUCGACAAUGCCAGUGAUCCCUACCCUGGCUUUGAACGUUCUGCGGAGGAAGAGUUUUGGAAGUUUCAUGUGGCGGGGGAUAGGGAUAGUGAAGAGUUUUCUGCUGAUUUGGGAGGAGUACGCUGGGAUCUGGCCCUUUGUCUGCUCCUGGCCUGGGCGGCCUGCUACUUCUGCGUCUGGAAAGGGGUCAAAUACAUCGGCAAGGUGGUCUACUUCACUGUGGCGUUCCCCUUCCUCCUGCUUUUCAUCUUCUUCAUCCGCGGAGUGACGCUGCCGGGGGCCUGGCGGGGGAUCACGUAUUUCAUCUCUCCGCAAUUUUAUCCGCUCCGCCACGGAUACGUGUGGUACCACGCUCUGUUCGAGGCCUCGUACACCCACGGCGUGUGUCACGGAGUCCUCGUCACCCUAGGCAGUUACAACACAUACAAGCACGACUGCUACAAGGACUGCCUGGUGCUAUGCGCCGUGACCACUGGGACCAGUAUAUUUGCUGGUGUUGUAAUGUUCGCCCUGCUGGGGUUCGGAGCGGAAUCUGCCGGCGUGUCACUUGAUGAAAUCCUCUCGUUUGGGCCGGUACUGCCUUUCGCUUCUAUGUCCAGAGUGUUUUCUGCGCUGCCGGUACCACAACUUUGGUCUGUACUCUUCUUCCUCAUGGUCUUCUUCUUUGUUCUUGACAACCAGUUCUUGAUGACGGAGAGCCUGGUCACCACCAUCAGCGAUGUAUUCCCUGAAGCGCUGCGGAAACGCCACGAGGUGCUCGUGCUGGUCACGGUCGCGGUCUGCUUCCUGCUCGGCUUGCCCCUGGUCACACGGGAGGGGUACACCAUGACUGCCAUUUUCGGUGUGUCCGCGAUUAGCCUGAUGUUUAUCAUGUUUUUUGAAACGAUCGCAAUUGGAUGGAUCUACGGUGCAGACCGUUUCUAUGACAACAUUGAGGACAUGAUUGGAUAUCGGCCAUUUCCCUUGAUAAAAUACUGCUGGCUGUUUGUCGCUCCCUUGUGCGGUAUUGCUUCCAUCAUCUACAGUCUGGCCACGCCCUGGAUUGAAUCGGGCAUUUGGACCCCCCGCAUCGGGGUUUUUCUGUUGCUCUUGCCGAUGUUGUGCAUUCCUCUCUUUGUGGUGGUGGCCAUUUCCAAGAAUGAGGAUGACGUCACAACGCCUGCCAGUGACCUGAAACAGGCCCGUCCAUCCAAGCCGCGGCUGAGUCUGUGCAAGAACGCCAUCUUUAGGGGAAGCGAAUCAGAUGGCGUGCGAGCGUCUGGGGAGAAGCCGGCCGAAGAGGGCACCACUGCCGUCUGAAGACAAGUCUCUGGUGAUGUCAUAGACCCUCAACUAUCAGCAUGUGACCCGGUCACUGCUACGCAGUCGUCCUCUCUACGGCGGCCAGAAUGGUUUCCAUGAAUCGACCAAAAAAGUCAAUCAUCAUCCAGCAUUCAACGCUUUUGUUAUAAUAAUCAUACAUUACAUUAUCACAGGUGCUACUCCCAGUUCAUUAUUAAGUCAUGUUAUCAGCCUCUUCUUUAGUACAGUUGAGCAAUUGUGUUUUCACACUGCUGAUUUGGUGUUCACCCGAAUGAGGUUUUAGGAAAAAGACAGGAAUGUUUGUGUCCACUGUCACAACAGGGACUUCCACACACAAAAUUAUAAGUCUUUACUUAUUGAAAAGAAAUUCAUCCUGUAGUUACACACACGUGCGCACACACGCACACACACAAAAACAGUUUUUUCCAAAAGGUUCGGAUCAUCAUCUUUCAAAUUUGAUAACAGAGGCACACUGACGGCGCAGAACUGUUUGUGUACGCGCUGACAGGUCUCUCUGUCAGACGAGUUAUGAGUGUUGACACUGUUGUGGCAAGUGAUUAGCUUUCAAACCUUAUCUACAAUAUUUGUAGGUCACUUAUUUCCCCUGGGAAGUGAUCUAUGUCCAUUAUGAGCCACUGGCGAAAUGACCUCGAACAUUCAAAUUCACAUCAUCUUUCUGUCCAUUGUAGUCCUAUGACAUUUAUAGAAAUUUGUACGAUGCCCUAACCAUUUUUUUUUUUUUUUUGAAAACCUACUUACCCGUACUAAGAUUAGCUAGAUUAACUUGAUUAACUUGGUGAAAUUAAAAUACAUUAUAGUAGUUUUUGCUUGAAGUGUAUUCAAGCCGUUUUUAUACUCUUUGCAUGAUACAGGACCUAAUUUUUCAGAUGCAGUCCUUUACAUUAAUGUCUCAUUAACUAUUGUACAUUAAAAUUGGGUGUUUGAGCUCUU
Messenger RNA from Anguilla anguilla (European eel), 3166 nucleotides. Its product is annotated as sodium- and chloride-dependent betaine transporter-like. NCBI's taxonomy places the organism in Eukaryota, Metazoa, Chordata, Actinopteri, Anguilliformes, Anguillidae. Gene Ontology annotation, cellular component: membrane. The transcript is spliced from 16 exons. Gene Ontology annotation, biological process: sodium ion transmembrane transport. Bases 404 to 2212 code for a protein of 602 amino acids. The record is from RefSeq and is a predicted model, not a curated record.